Messenger RNA from Macrobrachium nipponense, 582 nucleotides. Its product is annotated as pro-resilin-like. NCBI's taxonomy places the organism in Eukaryota, Metazoa, Arthropoda, Malacostraca, Decapoda, Palaemonidae. The record is from RefSeq and is a predicted model, not a curated record. Gene Ontology annotation, cellular component: extracellular matrix. Bases 30 to 425 code for a protein of 131 amino acids. The transcript is spliced from 3 exons.
ACUUGCUUUUGUCUUCUGCUUACGUGAACAUGGCUUUCAAGUCAUCCCUUUUGGCUGUUCUAGCUGUCACUUCCGCUCUUGCUGAUUCUCCGCCAUCUUAUCGAGCUCCUGCACCUUCGUAUGGAGCACCCUCUCUUUCAUAUAAUGCUCCGGCUCCAGCGGGCCCUGCUAAGUACGACUUCAACUACGCCGUGAAGGACGACUACUCAGGAAACGACUUCGGACACCAGGAGGCUCGAGAUGGCUACGACACCAAGGGAACUUAUUACGCGCAGCUUCCCGACGGCCGUUUGCAGAAGGUCACUUACUACGUCAACGGUGACUCUGGGUAUGUGGCCGAAGUCUCCUACCAAGGAGAGGCUCAGUACCCUCAGUAUCAGCCCUCCGGAGGAUACAAACCCGCCCCGAAGCCUGGGUACGCCUAAGGGAAAUUAUCACUCUGAUGCCUACUGUAGUCAUUAUUAUUUAAUAUGUGUGACUUUGCUGAAUGUAGUAAAGUAAGCGCGAUCUCAAUAUGUAUUUAAAAUAGAUAGGUUUCGGUACUUAAAUACAUAGUUUUUUUUUCUUAUUUAUUAUUAUCAA